GUCUGUGUCCGAAUGGGUACCAGAAACAUGACAUGUCUUGUUACAAAAUGAUCAGAACAUUUGCAACAUGGGCUGAAGCAACCAUAUACUGCAGAGCAAUGGGAUCAGAACUGGCAAAUUUAGAGACAGCAGUAGAGGAUCAUUUCGUACAUGGAAUGUUACAAAACCUGGGAGGUAGUUAUGAUCCACCGAAGUUUUGGCUUGGUGGAAACGAUAUUGUAACUGAGAAUGAAUGGAUGUGGGCUAAAACUCAUACCAAAUUUACCUACACAAACUGGGCAUCAGGUCAACCUGACAAUGGACAAGGAGAAAACUGCUUAGAACUUUCCAAGAAUGUGGGUUGGAACUGGAAUGAUGAAACCUGUGAACACAGAAAAUAUUUUAUAUGUGAAAGACCAUCUGAAGAAAUUGAUGGUGGUGAAAUUAUUGGAUAA
Molecule: messenger RNA, 434 nt
Organism: Mytilus trossulus (common blue mussel)
Lineage: Eukaryota; Metazoa; Mollusca; Bivalvia; Mytilida; Mytilidae
Product: perlucin-like
Exons: 4
Coding region: 33-434 (133 amino acids)
Molecular function (GO): signaling receptor activity
Source: RefSeq, a predicted model, not a curated record